AUGCCCUCGGUGAAUCCAGAUGAAAUUACAAAUGGCUCGGGAAUGCAUAAAAUGUUGGGAGGGCUCUCACAAUUAACACCUAGACCUCGAUUGUCUGGUAUGCCUUCAAACUUAACAGGACAAUCGAUGUUUAAAAUAGGGCAUCAAAAAAUCAAUAUAGAUGUUGAUUUAUCAAAUAAUUUCAUUGAAGGAGUUACAGAAAUUACAGUUUUACCAUUAUCCAACAAACUAAAAAUAAUCAAAUUGGAUUGCCGUGAAAUGAAAAUUAAAAACAUAUUUAUUAAUGGAAUAAGAAAUUUAAAUUACAUUUAUGAUGACAUGCUAUACAUGAAUGAUCCUUCGAUGUUUGGAGAUGAUAUUCCAGACGACAAAAUCAAUGUAUUUGACUUAUAUUCGGAUAGAUACAACAUGCACCAACACCAUUUCAUAAAGCAAAAAUUAAAUUACAUAUUUGCGGAGAAGUAUGAUCGUGAAGAGGAAGAUCCGCUUGACAUAAUUAACACUCAGGAAUUGAAAAUUCUACUACCUGAUAAUAUGAAGUUUGAAUUAACUGAUGUGAACUCGAUAACAACUCCAUUAGGUAGUCAACCAAAUACAAUGACUCCUACUCAUUUAAAGUCUAAGAAUACAUUGAGUGAAGUUUAUACACCAAUUCAUAUUAAAAUUGAAUACAGUUUGAAAAAUUCAAAGAAUGGAAUAAAUUUUGUGACAAAUGAAGAUUUGAAUAAAAAAUCAUGGCAUGUCUAUACUAGUAAUUCAGAAUACAACGUUUCCACAUCAUCAUGGGUUCCUUGCAUAGAUAGUUUAAACAGUCGAUCAACAUGGUCACUAGAGGUAAGUGUGCCUAGAACUUUACGAGAUAUUGGACAUCCUAGGUUGAUAGGAUCAAAAGAGGCUUCUCGUUAUUUUUUGGAGCAAAAGAAAAGAACUGAAAGCAAUGAAGAAGACGAUGUGGAAGAUAAUGAAGAUAAUCCAGAUUUGGUUGUUUGUGCCGCAGAUGUAAAUAAUGUUAAGGAAACUCCACACCAAAUAGAUCUAUCGAAAAAAGUAGUUUCUUGGUCCAUUUUUAAUUCAGUUUCGGCACAUCAUGUUGGCUGGGCAAUAGGAUUUUUUGAUAGUUUUGUUUUAGUUGAAAAUUCAGCAUCUAAUAAUAACGAUUUUGAUGAUAUUAAUGAAAAUAAUGAUGUUAAUGAUUUUAAUGAGAAAGAAAGCAACAGUUCUCCAAUUACCAUCUAUGCAUUACCAGAAGAUAUGGAAUUGGCGAAAAAUACUUGUAUUAUAGCACAUAAAGCAUUGGAUUAUUUUCUGAAUGAAUUUGGUUCAUUUCCUUUUAGUUCAUAUAGUUUUGUAUUUAUCAAAUUUUCACCUGUGGGGCAUAAUGGGUAUGCUGGAUUAUCAAUCAUGUCAUCAUCAUUACUUUAUCCCCCGGACCUAAUUGAACCAAUGUUCACCACCACUGAUGUCUUAUUGAGGAGUAUUGCUAGUCAAUGGUCAGGAAUAAAUAUUGUACCUCGUAGUUUUGAAGAUAUAUGGUGUACAAUAGGAAUUGCUGGAUUUAUGGCAAUUUCUUUUAUUGAAAAGUUAAUGGGAACUAAUGAGUAUCGAUAUAAGUUGAAGAAGUUAAAUAGCAAAAUAGUUCAAGAGGAUAUCAACAAACGACCUCUUGCUAAUCCAUUUUUAAAAUACCCCGUGUCAGAAAAUGAUUUAGAUUUCAUUAAGCUAAAAUCACCAAUGAUUUUUUUCAUUUUAAAUAACAGAAUGACCAAGACGGAUAAAUCAUUUGGACUAUCGAGAGUAAUUCCAAAACUUUUUUUACAAGCUAUGUCUGGUGAAUUACCAAAUGGAUCAUUAGGAACUGAUCAUUUACAAUACGUAUGUGAAAAAGUUAAUAGGAAUAAGUUGGAAAGUUUUUUCAAGCAAUGGGUGUUUGGUGCUGGUACGCCAAGCUUUAAGAUAAGUCAAAGGUUCAACAAAAAGAAAGGUAUGAUCGAAAUGAUUAUACGGCAAGUUCAACAUCAUGAAAACAAAGAAGUGCCAUUAAAUACAAAUUCAUUUAUAGAUGAUGCUUUAUGCUACUUGAAUAAAGAACCUGUGACUAUAAGGCAGAAUGUGUUCACUGGUCCAAUGACUAUUAGGGUUCAUGAGUCCGAUGGUACGCCAUACGAACAUAUCAUUCAUAUAAAAGAAAUGAAAACUACAAUCGACAUACAAUUGUCCAAAAAAAUUCGAAAAAUCAAGAAAAAAGAUGAAGGAGUAGAUCCAGGUAUUAAUUUUAAUCAGUUUGGAGAUGUUUUAACCAAGGACCAAGAGAUGCAAAGAUGGGAAUUGAGAGAUUGGGAUAAAAGAGAUGAAGAUUCUUUAGCAAGUGAACCAUUUGAAUGGAUUAGGGGAGACGUUGACUGUGAAUGGAUAGCUAAAGUUGAUGUUUUGCAACCAGACUUUAUGUUCGGAUCACAACUUGUGUAUGAUCGAGAUGUUGAAGCUCAAAUUGAUGCCAUCAGGUAUCUUGGGGAAAUUGAAAAACCGUCUAUUGUUUAUUGUACAGCAUUGGUGAGGACAAUAAUGGAUGAAAGGUAUUUCUACGGUGUAAGAAUUGCAGCAGCUGAAUCCUUAACUAAUCAUUCGAAUGAGUCGAACGAUUUUAUUGGAGUAAAGUAUUUGAUUAGAGCCUAUAAGCAGCUAUAUUGUUUUCCUGAUAGUACAAUUCCAAAAUCAAAUGAUUUUAAUGACUUUAAAUCCUUUUUGAUUCAAAGAGAAAUUCCAAAUAUUUUAAGUAAAGUUAAAAAUCAUGAAGGUAAAGUUCCAUACGAAAUACAAAAUCUCAUAUAUAACUUAGUGAAGUAUAACGAUAAUUCUAUGAAUGAAUAUCAAGAUUCGUUAUACAUGAGAGAUUUGAUCAUUGCUUUAACGACUUGUGCAAUAAGUGGAUGGCGAAAAGAUUUGCCUGAAAGUAACAAUGUUGAUUUUGCUGAGAAAGUUUAUGAGGAAAUUGUUAGGAUACAGAAAUUGGAUGAAUGGAGACCAUCUUUUCAAAAAGUAUUACAGAUUACAUGUGUACGAUCAAGAAUACGAAUGGCACUAGCAGGAGCAAUAAAAAUACCCUUGGAAGAGUUGUUACUCAACACAUUAGAUGAUAAUCCAAUUGAUAUAAGAAUUGAGUCGUUUAAAGGCUUGUUGUUGUUGAGCGAUAUGAGUAAUGAAGAGAUUAAUGAGUAUUUUUUGAAAGUUAGCCUUUUAAACUUUUACAGAACAUUGUACACCAAGAAGUUGAUUUCAACGUUAAUUGAGUCUAUAUGUUUGAUUGCAAUUAAUGGGAGUUAUAACAAUUUUGAAGAUGAGCGGAGUGAAAUAACUAAUGCUAAUACGGGUCCAUUGGAUUCUUCCAGGAUGUUAAUAAUUGAUGAAGGGUCGAGUUCUGACAUGAAAUCAAAGCAUGACAAAUCUGCUAGAACAACUAUAAUGGGUGCAAUAGAAAUAUUAAGAAGAGACUUGGCACCAAAUACGAGUUUGCAAAAUAUUUUAUGGGAAUUACUUCAUUCGUCUUUACUUGGAAACCUUGAAAAAAGAAAUUUAUUCUUGAUUUCAGAAAUUUUAUAUCAAGAACAUGAUUCUUUAAUUGUAAAAUUACCAGUCCCAAGCUUACCUUUGCAAGAAUUCAAGAAAAAAGUCGUUGCUAAACAUUUAGGUGACGGAAAGAUUGUUUUAAGAAGAGAAGGUAGGUUUAAAAUCCAAUUGAUAUCGAGAAAGUCUUCUAAUGCUUUGAUAUCAAGUAGAAAAUCCAGCAAAGUAGAGGAAAAUGGUCACAACAACAGACAUCAUCAUCAACAACAUCGUCCUCAAUAUCAAUCAUCUAAUUCGAGUUUCCAAGAAUCUGGCUUCACAAAUUUUAAAAGACCCGCACUAAAAAUAUCAUUCAAAUCUUCAUCGGAACAUCAUUCGAAUACCAAAAGCGAAAGACGUAGAUCAGAAACUGAAUUGAUCGAAAUAUCCGACAAUGAGUUUCCAGACUCACCGGUGACUCUUGGAUUUGAGUCAGAGUAUGUUAAGACUCACGGAAGUUUAGUUACUAUCAAACUCGAAAAACUCAAAGUUCCCACAUCUUCUUUAGUAAAGUUAGAUCCAUUUGACAAAGGUUUAAUUAAAUUCAGGUUCAAUAACAAGCAUGCAUUACUAGAUAUCACAUCCCAUUCAAAAAAUAAAACAGAUAAUUCUCAGUCUUUGGUGACAAUCGAUCCUUAUAAUCAUACUUUAGUAACCAUAAAGCUGAAGAAGUUGACAUGA
Molecule: messenger RNA, 4281 nt
Organism: Lodderomyces pseudojiufengensis
Lineage: Eukaryota; Fungi; Ascomycota; Pichiomycetes; Serinales; Debaryomycetaceae
Gene: TSM1
Product: Tsm1p
Exons: 1
Coding region: 1-4281 (1426 amino acids)
Biological process (GO): transcription initiation at RNA polymerase II promoter
Cellular component (GO): transcription factor TFIID complex
Molecular function (GO): transcription cis-regulatory region binding; chromatin binding; RNA polymerase II general transcription initiation factor activity
Source: RefSeq, a predicted model, not a curated record